CAUGGUUCUGUGUUACCGCUGAAGGACCGCGGGUGGCUUAUGCUCCUUAAGGGGGUUCUCUUCUAGACCUGCCGAUGUCUCGUCUUUUUAAAAAGCUUGAAGUGGCUGUACAAGUGUUUUAUUGUCUCAUGUUAUGUGUCUCAUUAGUAAUUCGCUCCUGUUAAUUAAGUAUAUCCAGGGAGUCAGACAGAGAAGUCAUCAGAACUUUUGUUAAGGCUGUUACGUGAAACAUUGAUCUAUGUCAGCUAAUACAAACUACUCCAGCCUCACUAAUGUCUAUUUCCAAAACUCUCUCUACCAACUGUCCUGAAAAAGAAAACCUUACUUUGGACAGUAGUACAUGAAGUGUGAUGGAAUUCCUUACCAAAGCCAGUUCUUAAACUGAAAGUGUUCUUCAGCUUACCCCAAGGUGUCAUUGCUGUUACAAGUAUAAACAUAAAAUGCUUUGCCAAAGUUUUGCUGCUUUGGGAAGAGAUAGGGCGCAGGUUCCUCGUUUGGAAUGUGUUUUGCUGCCUGUGCUUGUAUCACUUGCAGCUGCUUCAGUGUGGGAAUUGCACGCACGGGGGAUUGUAUGUCCCCACCGUCCAUCUCCUGUGGGGCUGACAGCACGUGUUUAUCUCCUUUUCUGUUUAAUGGCUGUUUGAGGUAAAAGGCGUAUCACUGACCCUUGUGGCAGCGUUACUGAAUUGCACUCGCUGCCUAAGAGGCUCUUCAGGGAAUUUAAAAAAAAAUAAUUUGAUGAUUUGGGUAGGUGGAUAUCAGGUGGCUUGCACAUGGCAAAAACUGGGUAGAUAAAUUCAGACUGUUAAGGAGUAUGUAAGGAAUGUAAGUUAAAGACUUGUCUGGUGUGACUGUCUGCAGGUCUGCUUCACAGUCCAUAGCAGCUAAAAGAAAAGUUUUGAUGUGGUUUGGUUUUUAGAAGAUUCUGUGUAGUUCUCCUGCUGUAGAUGGUCUUUUCUGCAGGUAAAGCACCCCAGCUCUUGUGUAUGCUCAUAGGUAUCGCUUGGAAACUGAAGUCUGUUUUUGCAAGACAGGGAGUCCUUGAUGUCCCCUAAUGUCAGAUAAGGGCCCUCAGUUUGCAUCUUAGCACAUUUCUGGAUCUGUGGGGAGUUUUUUUCUAGUCUGGAAGACAAGGGCAUGAGAAAUUCAACAACAAAAGCAGGAAGAACACUGAUUUUUAAAAAUGUAUAACUGCUAAUGGAAUCUCAGCAAAUUCCUUGUAAUCAGUUUAGUCCUGCAGGUUGGAAAGGCAAUCCAACAUAGUUCUUUUUGGUGUUAAAUCAGAUAGUUGAAGAUUAACUUAUUUUCAAAAUUAGAUGCUGAAGGAAAUUCAUAAUUGUCAAUAUUUCUGUAUUAGGAAUGGAAUAAAAUCACUGAAAGGAUUGAGACCUGGGCCCAAAACCUGAUGGAAAUCUUCCAGGACAGCCAGGUGUCCAUCAGAAUGGAUCAUAAGGAUUUUACCUUCAUAUGCUGAUAGCAGGGGCCUCAAUGUGUUCAAGACAUAUAUUUGAAAGGUGGAGAACUAGUGGAAGAGUUGCAACUUUUUGAAGAUACACACCAUAUCUAGACAGUAAUAAACGAAACUUCAUCCACACUUCAUCAAAAUGCAGCGGAGUCUGUUACAUUCUGCAUCUCAGCUGGCUCUUGGGACAUGUUGGUUCUUCCCUCGUACCAGUGUCUUUCAGUGCUUAAAAGGACAGUCUGUGUUGCCUAGUGUGGGAUGCAAAGUGAUUCUGGCACUGGACCCUCCUAAGCGAUGUCUUCAUGCAGGUGCAGCUCACUUUGCCUCAAAGAAAACUGCUUUUUCAUCACAGCCAGCAGACACUUCUCACAAAGUACCAGAAGAGAGAAAUCCUUUGCCUUCGGCCACUGAUGCGCCCAAGCAGAGCCCUGCAGAGUCAGAUUCUUUAGAACCUGAUCCAUUACAAGAUAAAUCAAUUAGUCUUGUUCAGAGAUUCAAGAAAACUUUUAAGCAGUAUGGGAAAGUUAUGAUUCCAGUGCACCUUGUGACUUCCACUGUAUGGUUUGGAUCCUUUUACUAUGCAGCCAUGAAUGGGGUGAAUGUUGUUCCAUUCCUAGAGUUGAUUGGCUUACCAGACAGCGUAGUAGACAUCCUGAAAAAUUCCCAGAGUGGAAAUGCACUAACUGCAUAUGCAUUGUAUAAAAUUGCAACUCCUGCCAGAUACACUGUGACUUUGGGAGGAACAUCUGUCUCUGUUAAAUACCUACGUAAGCACGGCUACAUGUCCACACCACCACCAGUAAAGGAAUACCUACAAGACAGGAUGGAGGAAACAAAGGAUAAAAUUACGGAGAAGAUGGGGGAAACAAAGGAUAAAAUUACAGAGAAGAUGGGGGAAACAAAGGAUAAAAUUACAGAGAAGAUGGGGGAAACAAAGGAUAAAAUUACGGAGAAGAUGGGGGAAACAAAGGAUAAAAUUACGGAGAAGAUGGGGGAAACAAAGGAUAAAAUUACAGGGAAAAUACAAGAAACCAAAGAUAAAGUUUCAUUUAAAAAAAUAAAGGAGUAGGAGAGAUGCUAAAUUUUUGGAUAUAUCAAACUUAGCACUUUAACCCUUUGUGAGGCAGGAUACGCAAAGUGCACUUCUGAGCUGGUUUUUUUUUUCUUUUAUAUUUUUUACCCUUUGUCUGGAGACGACAAUGCUACAUGGAUGUAAAAGUUAAAGUUCCUUGGGGAAGAGGUUGUGACCUAAAAGUUUCAAUUUUCAGAAGGAAAAGUGAAUCUCAGAUUAGAAGUUAACAUGUCCUUUGGUAAUGAUGUUAAGAAUUACUCUUCCCUCUUUUUUUCCCACACCCUCCUCUUCAAAAUGAAGGCGAUUUCUUCCAAGAGCCACUAGUCAGUUCUUCUCCCAUCAUAGUACACAGCCAUGGUUCCACUAGACUGAGUCUUCCAUUAAAUAAGAAUGAAGAUUUCUCUGUUGGGAAGAGCAGCAUGUUUAGCUUUUUAGAGUACGUGGACCCAAGUCUCUUCAAUCGUGAUCAUCUCUCAAUUUGGAGCAGACCGUUGUCACUGAUACUGCACGUGAGGGAACUGAUGGAUCAGCUACUCAGCAGGAAUUCAUUGCAAUGGCUUCCUAGGCUUCAGCCAGGCUGCUGUGGUUUACAGGCUGAGACUAUGAAUCUUUCUUGAACAGUGCAUCUCUUCAGAAAUCUCAACUGAAAGCUAUAGGAAGAUGAGUUAAUCACAGUAGCCAUACUGUCAAAGUAUACUUGGUUUCCUGAAGCUGAUUUACAGUACAAAGUCAUUAAAAUUAAUAAUUGUAUAUUAAACACUAGGAUUUGUUCAUUGUAUUAAAGUUUACAAACUUGCUCUAUUUCAUUUUUGAAACAAAAAAAAUAUUUUGAAAGAAAAGUUUAUUUGAGAAAUUGCUAUACUACGGGGCUUUUUAAACACAUGGAAAGUUAGAGUUAAACCCUAAAGUUCCUCCUCCUCCCUCAGUAAAACAAUUUGACUAAAAUAAGCAUGAUUUCUGAGACAGUGAUCACAGUCUACCAAACUUUUUUCCCCCUAGAUUAAGUCAAGCAAACACUUAUUCAUACCUGAAGGCUGAAAUGCUGUCUCAGAUGUCAUAAAGGACUAAAGUUGAAACUGUUCUAUUUGGCUGGGCAGGCAAACUUCUCUCAGUUUUAUUCAAAUGUAGGAUGAAUUGAAGUGUGUUUUUCCUAUUUCUACUACAGAUCUCACUUUGUAGCAACUCAGCAUGUGUAAGGUGUUUAAAAAAAGGUGCUUUUUUAUCAGAGGGAUAUGGGGAAAGUAAUAGACUUGGACCUUGAGCAUUGCAAUUGACAGGAGGGAAAAAUAUAGCUGAUGAAGUAUCAGCUCUGCCCCACUGUCUCAUUCUCAUUCAAGUCACUGAGGGCUUCUCCAUGUUUAAGUGAGUUGAACGUCAUUAACGUAAUUGUGCAGGAUUGAUUACAUACUUCCCUGCCUCUGCCCACAAGUAAAAUAGUAACUGCAGUCUAAUGCCUACCUCACAGGGAUGUUGUGAGGAAUAAUCAUUGUAUAUUCAGUGACCUGAAGAUGUAAAGUGCCAUGUUUCUGAUAAAAAUUAUUAAAAAAAUAUUUCUGUGAACUCUUA
Molecule: messenger RNA, 4100 nt
Organism: Passer domesticus (house sparrow)
Lineage: Eukaryota; Metazoa; Chordata; Aves; Passeriformes; Passeridae
Gene: MIMS1
Product: family with sequence similarity 210 member A
Exons: 5
Coding region: 1605-2531 (308 amino acids)
Cellular component (GO): mitochondrion
Source: RefSeq, a predicted model, not a curated record